Molecule: messenger RNA, 2073 nt
Organism: Panonychus citri (citrus red mite)
Lineage: Eukaryota; Metazoa; Arthropoda; Arachnida; Trombidiformes; Tetranychidae
Product: BSD domain-containing protein 1-like
Exons: 3
Coding region: 159-1550 (463 amino acids)
Cellular component (GO): cytoplasm
Source: RefSeq, a predicted model, not a curated record
CUUUUUUCUUUUGUUUUGGUCAAGAAAUUGAUUCCUUUUAAUUGUGAACCAUUUUCUCUUUUAAAUUGUUAAUCUCUAUUAAAUUUAAUUGUACACAUCGAUUACUUUAAUUAUCCACAUUAUGCUUACCUUUGUUCGUAAUCAAUAAUACACAACCAAUGGCAGAAACAUCGUUAACUACUCAGGUAAAGGAAGACGAGACCCAAAAGUCGGAAACUGAGAUACAAUCAACAUCAACAUCAUCAGCAUCUGAAGAUAAACCAACUUCAUCAUCUUCUGGUUCUUGGUUUUCUAAUAUUGUAAAUGUUGCCAAACAAAAGUCUUCCAAAACAUUGGAGUUUAUGAAAAGAGAUCUAACUGAAUUUAAAGAUACAGUUCAACUGAAUACAAGUGCAGCAAUUAACACAACAACCUCUUACAUUGGUGAAACCAUAUCAUCGCUUAAUAAUCCUAAAGAUGAGACAGAUAAUCCAGAGGAAAAGGAUGAGCCUGAGGCUGAUCCAGAGACAACCAGUGAAAGUAAAGAGUUGAUUCCAUCGCCAGUACACAAAAGUAACACCAAUCAAAAAGAAGCCGAUUUAAUUAACUAUUUGAGUAACAAAGCAAAGUCCAUAUUUUCUAGUAUUGUUGAUGUUAUGAUUCCCCAUGAAUAUGAGGAUGAUGAUGAUAUUUGUUUUGUUAAAGGAAACAAAAUUGUCUCCAUUGAAAGAGGUCGAUGGGAUCUUCUCAUGAAAACCAUUCAAUCUGAUCCACAAACCUAUUGUCAUGAACCUGAAGGUCCACCCGAAGAUUAUGAGAAUUGGUUGAUCUCUUUUAACCUGAUUGACUAUGAUUAUAAAAUUGAUCAACUACUUUCCAGUGAAGAUGGAGUAGUAAAGGGUUUCUAUGAGAAACUGGUUCCACACUCAAUUACUCCUGAUGAAUUUUGGCAUCGUUAUUUUUAUAAAGUUCACCAGUUGAAACAAAUUGAAUUCCAGCGAUUGGCUGCCAAAGCCGAGGAACAGGAAAGACAAGAAAAGGCUGAAGAGAUUAAAGCAGAAAAGGAAAGAAUCGAGAAGGAAAUUGGUGAAAAAGAAUCGGUAUCAACCACAAUCAAGGAAACAAUUAAACCACCAGGAUCAGUACCAAGCAGGAAUAACAGUAACACCAAUUUGGAAUUGAAAAAAUCAAGUCCAGUUAAUGAUUUGGAAAUUAAAACCUUGACAACAUCCAACAUCACCACCACAACCUCAACGACAACCACUAGCACCAAUACUAGUUCAUUGAUUGGUUCAACAAUCAUGACAAGUUCAAUUGAUACUUUGACUGAAGGUAAUCAAUUAAUUGGAGGUGUUGAAGGAAACAAAUUAACCAGUGGCGGAGUUUCACCAGCAUCCGAUUCAACCAAACAAUCAGAUGGAUCAGAAGAAUGGGUAAAAACGGAAAUGAUGGACGAUAUAGUGACCGAAGCAAUGAAAAAACUGGACACUAAAUUAACCGAUAAUCCAACCGGAUCAAAAGUUAAAGACGAUGAUGAUGAUGACAUGUUAUAUGAUUGGGAUUCUAGUUAGAUUAAUAAUCAGCCCUGGUAUUAAUUUCCUUUUCAACAUUUAUAUAAAUAAUACAUAUUUAAUUAUCUUCAUCACUAAUUAAUCAUUCUUUUGAUUUCAACCUUUUCAAUUAUAAUACAUUGGAGUUAAAUCAAUAAGCAACAUGAAAAUCAACAAAAAAAAACUCACACACCAGUUGAAAGAUUUAUAUAUUAUAACAAUUAAGUAAUGUUAAUUUCUGUUCUGGCUUUUGAUUGUGCUAAUCAAAAAGACAAUUGUAUUUGGAGGGGCCAAUUUCAUUUCUUUUAAUUUUCUUUAAUUGUAAAUGUGUACAAUAUAUAAUUAACUAUCAACAUAAUCAACAUAACAAAAAAAAUGCUAAAAAAAUCAGAGAAACAAAAAAAAAGAUCAAAAAGUUUGAAUUAUAUUGUAACAAUCAAUUCUAAUUGUAACUCUUAUCCUGCUUUUCAAUUGUAAUUGUUUUGAAAAGAUUCAUAUGAUUAUCUCAAAAGUUUAAAAUGCAAUACAUUUAAUCGUCCGAUAA